GUACAGGGCCCACAGUCCUUUCCAGCGCUCCUCUGCCAUAGAGACACCCCAUUUGAUUACUCGUUUGAUUCAUCAGUAUCUUACAGGCUUUGCCCAUCUUUAGAAAGAGGUGAGGUAUGAGACCGGGGCUGUCCAGGACGAGGGAUGGAGACCCAUGCCCUAGACUGUCCAUUCUGAUUUGGAGUCCACACCUGGAUUUUUCUGGGAAACUAUUUUAUUUCUAGUUUCAUUCUGCUUACGUGUCACAUCUUAUUAUUUAUGCAGUAUGAGUGUUGCGAAGGGAGUUCACAGGUCAUUAUGCAAGAGGAACAGAGAUGUUGAGGAUACAAGUGCUGUGCGGAAAUGUCCUUGUGAUAGGAUGAUGUUGUUUUCCUUUUUCUCAUCUUCAAUUGACUGUUUUUAAAGCCAGAAAGUCUCUGUUAUUGACAGAUGGCAAUGCAAUAAACCCUUUGUGAAUGUAGACUCCAGUUAUAAUAUAUUUAUUUAAUGGAGUGUCUACAACAUGCAGCUCCAACCCUCAAUCCAUCAGCUUUUAUUGUCAACCAUAAAAUCACCAACUUCCAGAGACUUUGAACAGCUCGAUUGUGAUUAAUUGUAGGUGGCUUGUUGAAUUAUGUAGUUUAGAGAUUCUUUUGACCAAACAUUUGGUGUGGCCACCAAGGACCAUAGUUCUGUCUAUAACUGAACACAUUACUUGCCUAACUGAUCAAUAGUUCACACAUAUUCCUAAUUGUAAGAAACAUUUGAUGAAGGGUGAUGUGUAAAACUAGACUGCUGGUCUAAAUUAUUGCUCUAUCAUUAUAAUUAGAGCAACACUGACAAAAAUAAUACGACUACUUUAGGUUGAAACGGACGUUAUCUAUUGAGAAAAAAACACUUUUCGCUGUAUUUUAACUUUAAAAUAAAGUACUAGAAGUCUAUUUGUGUCGAGGUCGGUGAAAUACGUGCAAUUCCGAGGAUCUUCAUUUCCAAAGCCUCCUGUUUCAAACAGUACAAGACAUGCGGUAAUGUCAUAAAUUAUAUGACAGCUGCUCUAGUUACCUGUCACCAGCGCACAUCCCGUCGGCCGCUUUAAGUUAAGGCUUUAUUAGUUUCCCUAAGGUGGACUCGAGGUUUUGCCAACUGUGUGGGUGUGUGUGUUUAUUCUACACCUACUGGCCCUUUAAGACGCUGACGGGGGUGGAGGAGGAUCAGGCUGGAACGCUGACGCCAAACGCGCUCAGGAAGCGUAGGAACCACAGAUUCCCUUAAAGCUUCCUUUUCCAACUUUCUGUUUCAACGUAUUUAUCGUUUUUAAAUUUAAGUUUCGCUGUUGUUAAUAAUGCUGGAUGGUCGCACUGAUGAGGUUCACCAAGGAUAUACGCCGGCUUCUGGGAAUCGGCAGCGACGGCUCCAGUGAGCAGACCAAGGAGAAAAUGGAGUAUGGAGGAGUGGGUCCACAGAGGAGGCCUGGAAAUGAGGCAAUUAUCCAGGGUUGCUCAAAGGGCAGUGGGUGAUGGCAAAGGAUCUGGUAAUGCGCCAAGGAGGGAAAGGUUUAAAAAGCGGGCUCGAGCCUUCAGGGUGGGAAAGCACUGUCUGCCCAGUGCUGAGAGCUUUGCAGUGUGUUCAGCAGGACGGCCUGAGCCCGGAGGAAGUGCUAAGCGAGGAGGAGCGAGCUAGGCGCAGAGCGGAGCGCCGCAGGGCCAAGAGGAAGCGACAGAAAGAGCGAAAGAAGCUGGAGAAAAUUAAGAAGAAUGAGGGAAACGGACAGGGGGAGGACGAGGAAGGAUGUGAGGACUCUGAGGAGGAGAGCGAGAGUGAGGAAGAUCAAGGAGAGAUGGUUGAGCUGGUCUCGCGCAGCAGGGGCAAGUCUGUCCCACCGCUAGCAGCCUCGGGGAAUAAGAACAACCACCAGCCCCGUCCCAGCCCCUGCGAAGAGGAGCCCGAGUGGGAUGUGAGCAGUGCCUUUGUCGCCAAUGCUGCCAGCCACAUCAGGAAGAAACCAGGCCGCAGGUCCAAGGAGAACAAAGAGAACGAAGCCGGAACGCGACAGGUGAAAUGCACAGAUGCAGUGGCUAAGAGGAGCACCUCAUUAGCAGAAAAAGGGAUCAAACUGGUACAGCGAGGACAGUAUUCUCACGCCAUCGACAUGUUUACAGAAGCUAUUAAACACAAUCCAAAGGAUCACAGGUUCUUUGGGAAUCGCUCGUACUGUUUCGAUCGUCUGGAGCAGUACCCCUCUGCUCUCUCCGACGCGGAGAGGUCUAUCCAGCUGGCUGCUGACUGGCCCAAAGGCUAUUUCAGGAAGGGGAGAGCGCUGCUGGGAAUGAAGAGGUACAACGAAGCAGAAUGUGCGCUGGAGGAGGUUCUGAGGCUGGACCAGGACUGUGAGGAUGCUGUUAACGAGCUGCUGGCCUGCAGAGUCCUGCAGCUCAUGGAACUGGGCUUCACAGAACAGCAGAGCGUGCAGCUCCUGGACAAGUUCACCACAGUGCAGGCUGUCCUGGCAUUUUUUCAGACUGGUAAAGUCUCGGGUGAAUUCGACACUUUACUGGACCAGCCUGAAAGCCAGUGUGCCUCUCUCUGGGUUGGUAAUGUGACCACCGAUUUGAAAGAGAAACAUUUGAGAGACAUCUUCAAAAGUUACGGAGAGAUCGAAAGCAUCCGAGUCCUCCAUGAACGGUUCUGCGCCUUUGUCAACUUCAAGCUAGCGCCCAUGGCGGCCCGGGCGAUGGAAGAACUGCAGGGGGUGGAGAUUGAGAAUACCAGGCUGGUGAUCCGCUACCCAGAACGCCGGCCUCAGCGAGCCCCGCCCUCCCCUCAGAGAUCGGCCCCCUCUGUGUCACUGUCAUCCUCGCAGCCAGUCACAACUGCUGGGUCGAGGCGUAGAAACCCUGUGAAUGGAGAUGAGUGUUACUAUUGGAGGACGACUGGUUGCCACUUUGGGGACAAGUGUCACUACAAACACAUUCCUGGACAGCGUGGGAGAGACAGGAGGCCUUGGCAGCCCUGAGACCUAGUUCCCUGGCGCCCUGGUGCCCUGGCCUUGGAGACGGCAGUAUCGGUGGGAGUGAGGCCUAGCGAGAGGAUGCUCUUGAAUUCAAAGUGGUUGAUCUUUUCGGUGUUUCUCCCAGAUCUCCAUGUUCUUCUGCUGGGUAAAAUCCUGUCCGUCAUUUAGCACUAAGAAAGGAAAGAGACUCUUGAGGAGAGACUCUGGCCAUUCAUGUUCUUCUGUCUUCUACAAAAAAAAAUGGUGACAUCGGCCUGAGUAUGAUUGGUUAUAUUCACACACAUGGAGAGAAUGGGCAUCUUGGCUGGAUACAACACAAAUGCCCAGUUUUUGGCUAGAACAAAACCAAAUGACACCAGCAGAGCAAUACUUAUGCUUGUGUCCAAACAUGUUUGGAUAUGUGAAUCUUGCAAACAAAGUGCCUUUUAUUCAUUUAUACACAUAUACCUGACCACAGAUAUUAGCCUGACAUUGUUGGCUAAUUUAAAACUUCCCUUCAGAGGAGACUCGUAAGGUGAUUGUUGUGCUGUGCAAAUGGUUUUAAUGGUUACCUUGGUAUAAGUAAAUAUUGUAUUUCAUGGUAUUUUUAAACUAUUUUAUAUGUUAGUUUUAAAAACAAUUUUUAUUCCAGUUCUUUCUCACUAGUCACUGUUCAGUUGGACACUUAUAGUGAACCCUGUGCUUGACUCUUGACAUUCGGUCUUCUAUUUGCACAAGUGUUAUGGCUUUUAAUACGUUUUGGUCCUUUUGAUUCCUUUUCUAAUGCAUAUCGCUGGAACGUGCCAAAUAAAAGCUGUCCAAUUUUAUUACCAGUUACUUUUCCUCUGGCCGAGAAGUGACCUUCUCACCCAUAUACGUGGCACUUUAAAACAUAUCUUUCACCAGAUUGAUUGUAGUGAAAAACUGUUUUUAUUGAAUUGUUUGCUCAUUAGAUAUUUAAUUGCGCUAGAAGCAAAAUCUCUCUAAUUUAUUCUGUUCUUAAGGUGCCUUUUGUCAUGUCUGAUCUCCUGAGACAUGGUUUUCCAACCCUGUUCCUGUAAGACCAGCGUGUCUAAGUCUCUAGAAAAAUUCUGCAGACCCAGAUGAGCCAGAAAUGAGCUGUCGUUAAAGGCUGAGUUGAAAUGAAAUGAGUUGAUUUACUGGGUUUGGUAACCUGCAUGCUAGAAUUAAUGUUAAAAGGUACUACACAAAAAGGAAUUGCACAAUGUGCAUUUUUUUAAAUCACAAGUUGUGAAAAUAUGAUAGAAAAUUGUAUUAUUUAAAGCAUUAGCUCUGACUUGACCAAAUUCUGUAUUGUUUUACCCUGACAAUAAGCAGGGACCAGUGCAGUAUUUUUCUGUUUUAUAAUAUGCAUUGCCACUUUUGAUUGGAUAUUAGGAGGUUUGAAUUUCUGCUUAGAGAAAGAGCCUUUGGGUGAUCUGAGUUACUGUGGUACUUACCUGCUAAGGACAAUCUUAACUUACUUGUUGCUGUAGUUCUCAGUUUGCACCACAUGAUGUCAGGAUACCAUUUCAGUGUCUUGGUGAACCUGCAGGGAGCAGAGUUCUGCUGCAGUUAAAUUAAAGGAACCAAGCAAAGCACUUUCAAAUGUGAGGUGACUGCCUCUCUUUAUCAGCAGCAUGAUCUAAUGCCACUUUAAGUCAUUUUUGCUAUUAGCAGCUUUUACAUGUGUCUUGCAUCAGUACUACAAUCAGAGGUUCUUAUAGAAUAGUAUAUUACACUUGGUUAAUGGAAAUCUGCAGCUUUAAUCAAUGGAACAGUCUUAGCAUGGUUUCCUUUAAUUUACCUUACAACCAUAUAACUUCACUACAAAACCAAAAACAAUAUAUAUUCAGCUUUAAAUGUCAGACUCAGAUUUAUUGCCAGAGACUCUGAAAGUUCUGCUUUUCCUAUAGCCCUUGUCUGGUUAAUCCUGACACUUUGCUGCAUCAUGUUUACUGUUUGCCUUUAUGAUGUCUGCUCUCAUUACUGCUUUUUAUUUUUUUGCUCAUUCAUCUUUUACUUCUGGAUGUGAAGUGUUACAGCAGUUGCUGAAAAAGUCCUGAUUCAGCUUUGUAAUAGUCCAGUGUCCCCAAGGUUUUUCUGAGCUUUGAUUUACUCUGCUUACAUGCAAAUUGUGGAAAGUAUUAGGAGACAGCACAGAAAACUGAAAGGUCUCUGACCUUACCAAAUCCUAUAUUGUUUUACCCUGACAAUAAGCAGAAUGUCACCAAUAAGCAGACAGACACCAGUUUCAGACUUUUAAUUCAAAGUCAAAGUGAAAGAAAACUUUCUUAGAUUCAUUUACUUCACAGCCCAGCUGGCUGGAGGGUAUCAGUGAGUGAUGUACAAGGAGCUGGGUUGUAAUGAAGUGGGUCGCUUUCAGAUUUCACCGAGACACUUUCCUGAAUGCAGUGGCGCACCGUGUGGUCACCAGCUCUUCAAUGAAUCAUUUGCUUUGCUUAAAAUUUGAGUGCUUUGCUUAAAAUGACUGACAUAAAACUCUUUUGCUAGAGCCCCACAGCUCUGUCAUGUGCUCCAGACCGUUAAGUAGCCUUUUAGUCUUAGUUCAAGGUUCGUUAUAGCAGUUUUAAGUUAGUGUGGAUCUUACAAUGUUAUCUCAAAGACGGAGUACAAACUAUUUUGCAUUAGCUGAACAGUCACAUGGGAUUGAUGUAAAUAUGGAACAUAUCCCCAAAAAGGGAAGCAGUAACACUUCAAAGGGUAAAGUGACAGCACCACAGUGUUUUGAAUAUCAUUUGCACAUCUUCACUGCUCCGUUUUGGAGUCUUUAAAAAUAUUUAUUUACUAUUUUUAUUUAUGUUGUUAGGGAGCCUACAGAAAUAUUGACUGGGGUCUGCUGUUCUACACUGUCCUCUUGUUGGCUGAUGAGGCGAUACUUGUUUUCACACUGGAGUCAUUUUCAAAGCUAAUGGUCCUUAAUUAAUGUUUCCCUCCCCUGAAAACCCAGAACAUCAUAUGGCAUUUCACGAGCUUCUGGAAAAUGUGGUGAAGAAUAAUUUAAUGUUAUUUAGACCUGAGCAAUAUAGAUGGUAAUUGACAGUAAAGUGGAUGAUUGCUGCCUUAGCACUGACUGCUGACAGCAAACAAGUGCUUUGCCUUAAGAGAAGAACUUGACUCAGGUUAGGUCUGCAUGUUAGUUAUUUAUUUAAUCUAUUUGUUAAUAGACAUGUUAAAUGUUCCUUAGGCAAUUAAUGGGGAGAAACAGAAAACUGAAAAUUGUAUAAGAUGGUGUUGAGGAGAGCUGCUGAGUUUUAAAAAUAAUUUUUAGCCCGACUUGUUGAGUCACUUAAAAUUACUGUCAAGUAAUUUACUUUUCAUAUUUUUGACUCCAGACCUUGUUGUAUGAGUCAGCUUCCUUCCCUGCUUUUUAUGCCAGUGGCUGUGUUAGCAUUCUAGUCUGCCUGAAUCAAGUGCUCAGACUGCGAAGUGGUUUUCCAACAGGGGAGAUCUGAUCCAAAUAGUACAGCAUUAUUGCAUCACUUUGGCAUUAAUGUCCAGCUGUUUACAGUAUGAGAUGUAAGGCCUUAUCCUUAAAGACAAAAUGGGCUCUGGGACUAAUACUCAACAGCAUGGCCUUUCCGAAGGAUAGCUGAAGGAUUCCAGUUUCUCUUUUUUGAAACCCCAGAACGCUUGGUGCUUCGAAUUGAGAGGACAGUGCAGAUCAUCACCACAGGUUGGCAGUCAAAUCCAGGGUCAGGGCCAGAUGGGAGGUGUUUACUGUCCCAUGCAAAUUGGCAAUUCUCUGUGGUAUCGGGGUUCCCCGUCUCUCAUUACUAGACCUUGGAAAACUCUUGUUUCUUGCCUCCUGUGCUCUGUAUUGGCAGAGCUAGCUGCUCUUCAAGGGCAGGCAGAAUGAGUCCUGGUUGCUCUGGAGUUUUCCUGGUGGAGGUGGGUAGAUGGUGAAUAUUCUGGGGAAAUGAGAAACCAGAUUUCUCAAAUUUCAAACUGCACAGCAGUGUUUUGUAAAUAACUGUUGCACUUUUUCUUCCUUUACCUUGCAAUUGUUAUUAUUAAGGUAAAAGUUUUUGACAUUGCAUUAUUUGUGCUCUGCAUGUACUGUAAUAUCAUAUGGCUCUGGAUUUUACUGUGACACACUACUGGUGUCUUCUCAAUAGAUAAGGGUGACUUUUUUUUUAAUUUCUCAGCCAUCUGUCCCAAGUGUUUGUCUAAGUAUGUUUAUAUUUUAAGGUGGUUUGUGGUAAGGGGUUGCAAAUUAUGUACCUUUUAAUCUAAGCACUGCAAUCCUCUAUUCCUAAACGUUUUUUAAUCAUGUUUGUGUUGUUGCACUGUUACCAAAGAGUGCCAUAAAUAGUGUAUUAAAUCUAUUUUAAUCUCA
Molecule: messenger RNA, 7328 nt
Organism: Lepisosteus oculatus (spotted gar)
Lineage: Eukaryota; Metazoa; Chordata; Actinopteri; Semionotiformes; Lepisosteidae
Molecular function (GO): protein binding; metal ion binding; RNA binding
Source: RefSeq, a predicted model, not a curated record